Vicia faba (fava bean) is the source of this 438-nucleotide messenger RNA. The record is from the annotation of a GenBank genome assembly. NCBI's taxonomy places the organism in Eukaryota, Viridiplantae, Streptophyta, Magnoliopsida, Fabales, Fabaceae.
AUGUGGAUACAUAUUGCAGUUAUAGCCUCCACCGUUGGAUGCGUUUCAACCAUACUCUUGAUUCUAAUCUGUCGCCGUUGGUGCUACAGAAGAAACCGUAGAGAUUCUUCUUCUGAACAAGGAAAUUUAACCAGAAUAGAAAGUUCUAGAACUAGAAUUCAUCAUCACAUGCCAAGUGUUCAUCAUCAAAUUCAAAUAGAUCAAGUGGAAAACGGAUGGUCGAGAUUCGCUUUCACUAGCUAUAAAAGUUACAUGCCUUCUCCAUCUAAAAGGUCUACACUGUUAGGCUCAUUUGCGGCACCUGAUUAUAAAUCAUCAGAAGCUGAGAUUAGUUGGGAGGUUUCAAGUGAAUCAGAUGAGUUUAUGCAGAAGAACUGCUUUGCCGUUACCUGGCCCUGUUUUGGGAAAUUGUGUUUUUCCGCAAGAGUCUUAUUUUGA